Neohortaea acidophila is the source of this 930-nucleotide messenger RNA. RefSeq names its product ribosomal protein L1-like protein. The transcript is spliced from 2 exons. The coding region runs from base 1 to 930 and encodes 309 amino acids. The record is from RefSeq and is a predicted model, not a curated record. NCBI's taxonomy places the organism in Eukaryota, Fungi, Ascomycota, Dothideomycetes, Mycosphaerellales, Teratosphaeriaceae.
AUGGCGUUCUCAUCACGAUACUGUCCAUCAUGCCUCCUCUCCCUCCCCACCCGCAUAAUCACACCCUUCGCCUUUCGCGCAAACCUAGCCUCUCCUUUCCUCCAACAAGCGAGAACAGCAGCCCAAUCUUCCAAUGCCAACAAAUCCCGCAGCAAAAAGGACUCCUCGAAAGGCUCAACAAAAACCACGAAAAAGAAGCGGAAAACGCGCUCGCACUUCCUCCAGCCUGAUCUGAGGAGGGUGACACAGUUCAGUCUGGUAGAUGCAAUGAGAUACCUCCGCGCAGCCGAAGUCGGCCGCCCGCCCAACAGCGCCAAAUACGACCUGCACAUCCGCCUGCGCACAGCGAAAAACGGCGCCGUGGUACGCAACCGCCUCCUCCUCCCGCACCCAGUACACACCGACCUACGCAUCGCCGUCAUCUGCCCCUCGGACUCCGCGCACGCGCGCGCAGCCAAAGCCGCAGGCGCCCACCUGGUAGGCGAAGAGGAGAUUUUCGACGCGGUGAAAGCGGGCCGCAUCGAGUUUGAGCGCUGCAUUUGCCAGCAGGAUAGUCUGGCGAAACUAGGGAAGUCGGGGGUUGCGAGGAUCUUGGGACCCAGGGGGCUGAUGCCUAGUGCUAAGCUGGGGACGGUGGUGAAGGAUGUGGGGAGUGCGGUGAGGGGACUGGCGGGCGGGAGCGAGUACCGCGAGCGCAUGGGGGUGGUGCGCAUGGCGAUUGGGCAGUUGGGCUUCACGCCCGAGGAGAUGCAGAGUAAUAUUCGCGUGUUUAUCGAGGGGUUGAAGAAGGAUAUUGGGGUGUUGUCGGAUCGGAUUUCGAAGGAUAUUCAUGAGGUGGUGUUGAGCAGUACGCAUGGGCCCGGGCUGAGCUUGAAUGGGGAGUUGAGGGGUCCGGCGAGUCCGCCGACCAAGGACCUGAGCACUAUGUAG